AUGCGCUUGGUAUACCUUGUCGCCGCCAGCGUCGUGCACAGCUUCAAGAAGCUUACCGACCCUGUUGUCCUGAAGGACAAUCAUCCGCUCGUGCGAGAGCUUUACCGAAAAACCUCGAUGCCACAAUAUUCGCCGGCGAGAAUUGUCUGGCCCAAGCCAAAAGGGCUUCAGAAGCGGUCAAGGUCAGGCGUUCCCAAGCGGCAUUCCAGUCAAGCCGCAGAAGGUGUUGGACCUUCGAAUUCGGAGUCCACCCACAGCGUAGACCCCACUCGCGAUCCCCGCCUUUUGGCUCGACGCGUGGCGGUGGAAGAGGAGGCGGUACUUGGUGGUGAAAUCGCUUCCAUCGCCGACCAACCAGUCACACAUGAGUCUGGCGAUGGCACUGCAGAAGCGAGCACCUCUGUUCAGGAGUUCGCGCAUGAGUCUGAGCAGAUCCGCUUCUUACAAGCCGAGAAUAGGCGCCUAGCUGAAGCUCUCGAGCAAGCUCGCAUUGAGCUUAUUGCGAAAGAUGCUCGCAUUGCGGAGUUGAUUGGUGGCGCCGGUUCCACGGGCGCGAAGCGGCCCAGGACAUGA
Molecule: messenger RNA, 573 nt
Organism: Alternaria novae-zelandiae
Lineage: Eukaryota; Fungi; Ascomycota; Dothideomycetes; Pleosporales; Pleosporaceae
Exons: 2
Coding region: 1-573 (190 amino acids)
Source: RefSeq, a predicted model, not a curated record